Halichondria panicea is the source of this 555-nucleotide messenger RNA. RefSeq lists its product as uncharacterized. The transcript is spliced from 3 exons. NCBI's taxonomy places the organism in Eukaryota, Metazoa, Porifera, Demospongiae, Suberitida, Halichondriidae. The record is from RefSeq and is a predicted model, not a curated record. The coding region runs from base 50 to 409 and encodes 119 amino acids.
UGAUUCAGCACCCUCAAAAAGACGUGUAUUUACCAUAAUUUAUUAGAAGAUGGAGUACACUCGCUACCUCCUCUGUUGUCUAGUGCUCUGUCUCUCAAGUGUGCCUGGUGGGUGGUCAGAAGAUCAAGAGAAGGGCAAAGCGCCAGUGACAGAGGGGAAAUUACCGGCAUCAUCUGGAGAUGACACCACCCUCCUCAGUCUCAAGAGCCUGUUGAUAGUUGUUGCCGUGAUUCUGGUGUUGGCAGCUGGGUUCCUGCUCUACCGAUACUGUCGCUCAGCAAGAAAAAAGGGGACUAGAAUGAGGUACACUCGUGUGAAGAAUAGUGCUGGAGGAGAUUUGGAGCGGGUGGCAGAGGACGAGUACCAUGACGACCAGGACGAGGAAGAAACUGUUUAUGAUAAACCAUAAUGUUAUGUUUUCAUCAAUUCUGUGUUUAGUACCAUAUACCUCGCUUGCGCAUGCGCACCGAGGCAUAAAAAUCUAUGGCAUCUUGCAAGAGUGACAUCUUAAAUAUUUCUGUGUUCAUAAAACAUAAUUAUAUCACAUUCAUUGAA